AUGAAGAAUCGUACUCCAGCGUCGUUACGUGCCGCAAAUUCAGACUCGUUGAAUGGAACUUCAUCUAAUGCUCAAAGUGGUGAAAGUUAGUUUAAACUCGUCAUAUUACUACUGUAAUCAGUUUUAUAUUAUGAUAUUUUAAAAAAUUUGCUUUUUUUGAUUGCACCGUGCAGUCUCUUGAAAUUGCACGGUGCAAUUCUCUUUUUGCCAUUUCUAACCACUUACAAUUGAUACAAUAUUGUUUGUCGUAACAUAAAGUUACUGUAUGUUCUAAAGAAACCUUUUUCAGCAUUCAGCAUGUCAGACUUAUUCUCGGGCCUGGCCAGCUUCACUAAACAAGUCUCAAGCACAUUGAAUAGCUAUGAGAUUCGAAAGUUGGCUGAUAAAGCGUGAGUCUUUAAUUAUUUUUUGAAGUUUUUUGAUUUUUAGGUAACUAAGUAUGUGAAGAAUGAUGUGAAACACGGUUUGGGAGACUAAUUAGGGAGUGAAGGGAUAUGGAAUAGUUUUAGGACAUUAAGUAUGAGUAGGUAUAUCUGAAGAUCAAAGCUGGGUUUUUGGACUAAAUUAUUGAAAAAAGCUGUCUGAUUUUUGGCUUUUUAGGUAACAAAGAGUCUAAAGCAGAUAUAAAAUGAAUUUGUGAUACGUAAAACUUAUGUUAUUUGAGUCAAAACGUUUAUUUAUUAUAUUAAUUAUGAUCAAGUAGAUCAUAACCCCGAAAAACAUCUUUUCACUAUAAAACCCGUGCCAUUUUCAGUCAAGGAUAUGUUUUAAACUUUACGGAGGUGGAGUUGAAGGUACGAGAAGCGACGAAUGAAGAUCCAUGGGGACCAACAGGACCACAAAUUCAAGAAAUUGCUCAGUUAACCCAUCAAUACGACGCCUUCCCUGAAGUUAUGGGCAUGAUCUGGAAACGAAUGCUCCAGGAUAAUAAACUGGCAUGGAGACGGGUUUAUAAGGUAUGUUGUGGAAGGUGUCUUGUCUUGUGAUAUUGUGGUAGUUUAAAAGUUAUGAAGGGUUUUGCAUGGUGAAGUCGGAUAAAAUUGGGCUGAAAGUUUUAGUCUAAUAAAUGACUUUACUGUGCCGUUGUUAAACGAUUUUCAUGACGAAAAUAGCUUUUUUAAAUUUCUAGUCACUCAUGCUCCUACAAGGACUACUCAAACUUGGAAAUGAACGUACAAUCGCAAACGCCAGAGAUCAUUUGUUUGAAAUGCGAUCACUGGAACAUUACAAAUGUGUAGAUGAACGAGGACGUGAUCAAGGUGUUAACAGUGAGUUUUUUAUUUGUUUUCUGAUUUUUAGGACACUCCAACGUAGCUUUGAACCUGGAUUUCCAUUUUUAAUUUUUGAGAAGUUUGUUGCCUAAAAAUGGUUUUUUUUUUACUUUGAAGCAACUCAGAUAAAGGUUACACAUCUGGAAAAUCCGAAAAAAAUGAAAAUUUUUGCAAUUUUCAGUCCGUCACAGAGUGAAACAGAUUAUCGAGCUCUUGCAAGACGACGAAAUGUUAAUGGAAGAACGACGAAAAGCGCGCGGAGAAAACAAGGACAAGUAUCAAGGCUACUCGAAGGAAGAUAUGAUGAUGAGAGGAGGCAUGAGCUCAUCUAGGUCAGACAACUUUGACUCAUGGGACAAGAAGUCGUCUAGCGGAUUCAGCCGCAAAGACAAAUUUGACGAUCUACCGUGAGUUUUUCUUUUCUUUUUGUUGUUUGUCGAAGGGAAAAUGAUUUUUUGGUCGAAUAAUUGAAGAGCAAGACGAUCUAGAUAAAACAAAAAGGGAGCUUGAUAGUACCAGAUCAUGUGGGCCUGAGGGUCAACCUAAGUUAAGGUCUCAGAGACCAGCUUGUGUCCUACAACGAAAGAUUUGUUUUGCAAAAGGCUAAACGAAUUUGAUUUUAAAGUCAUUUACUUAAGCAUAGGCUUAAAAGUGGGCCGGGGUAAGCCUAAGCCAUUUUGAAAGGGGCUGGGUCGGCAUAGGUGGUCUUGAAGGCCAGGGCAUAAAAUUAGUCUAGGCCACUAUACUGCUCUAGCUAUACCUAUAUUACUUUUACAAUUGUUUGUUUAGUGAACCAAAAUCAUCGCGCGAAGUAAAUGCUUUCGACUUUGACGAUGGAAGACAACGAAAUUCGUCGCCGGAACUUGGAAUUCCAGAUGUAAGUACGAUCUGAUUUUGUAACUCUUGGCUUAAAACUUUUAUUUUUGCUUUGUUUGUAAGCUUUGUAUGAUAUUUUAAUAAUUUUAUACAAUUUGAAAUGAUUAUGACAUAUGUGUCUUAGUGGCUCAGGGGUAGUGAGUUAGGCUUUGAAAUAAAAUCAUAAAGGUUCGGUCUCGGUCAGGGAAAAUGUGAUUUUUUGGUUAAAGUGGAAGAAGCGUCGGUUUUUAAAUGUUAUUUUAUGUGUUUACGAUCUUGUAUUUUUGCAGAAAGUUGUUUUAAUUUAGUGAAAAUGCAAGGUUUUAUUUUUUUUGUAUGCUAUUUUUACCAUUUUGAAGGGAUAAUUUUAUAUUUGGAUACUUUUUUUUGGCUUUUUAACGAUUUUUAUGUAAGCUUACAUGCGUAUAAUGUUUAGAAAUGAAUUUUUGUUAAGUUUUUUUAUUUUAAACUUAAUUUUUUAUAAAUUUUUCAGCACAGUCAAAUGCAACAACAUCAAGAAGACGAUGAAUUUGGCGAUUUUGCGGAUGCUAGAGGCAACUCAAACGCCAAUAACGCUCAAUCAUCCGCCUACAACACCCUCGGCCUAACCCGAGCCUCAGCACCAAACACUGACUUUUUUGGUGCCCCAGUUCAAGCACCAGCACCAUCGGCUCACAACAGGCCAAAACCACCAAGUGGUUCGUCUAGUCCUGUUCAAAAAGAAGGCAAUUUGUUUGACUUGGACUUUGGUGCACCGGCUGGAAAUGGUACUAGCGCUAACAAUAGUAAUGGUACUAAUGGAAAUAGUGGUGGCCUAGAUGGACUAUUGGGUGGUCAAAGCGGAACUUUUGGUGCUCCGGCUGGAUCAGGUGGUUUUGGUGUUUCAAGUGCACCAGUUGGACAAUCUGUGUCAAACAAUGCUGGUUUCGACAUUUUUGGAUCAGCACCAGUACAACAACAGAAUGUUGGUCAGGCUAGUGCACCAGCUCAACAAAGCCAAGGCGUGGAUUUGUUUGGAGAUUUCAGCUCUCCAGUUCAAAGCCCUGUUCAUCAGCCUCAGGGUAAAACUAUUGGAUUUGGGUAAGAAAGUUUUUGAAAAGUUUUAAAAAGUUGAGAUUCAAAAUUUUUAAAAAUCGAAGUUUUUAAUUUUAAAAUGUUUAAAUUUAAAAUGUGAUUUGAAAUCAAUAAUUUUAUAAUAUUCAGUCAAUCCAACGACUUUGAUGACAUUUUCGGAAACAUGAGCUCAGCACCAGCUGUACCGGUCGCUCAACCACAGCCAGUCGCUCAAAAAACCUCUACUGCGGGUAACGGUGUAAAUACAAACGGAAAUACGAAUACAAAUGAUGCAUGGUCUUUUAUGGAGAAACAGUAAGCUUUGUUUUUAAAUUUUAAAUUUGUUUUUGAGUAAUAUAGACAACAGGUUUUGAGUUAUGCACAGUUUUGGGCAUAUAGCAGGGCAUGGAACUGAAAUGUACGGGCCAGGACAGGAAAAUUUUCAAUGCCCUAUGCAGUGUGCAAGCCUGAUUAUGAAAUGUUAUGUUAAUAUAGGUAGUUUGAGGAGUUGGUAUGGAUAAUAUAAUGACGUUUUGAUGGCUCAGAGCUAGAUUUUAAAGUUUUUAUUGAUUUCAUGAUACUUGUAAUAGUACAGAAUAACAUAAUGAUCUAGGACAUGAUUGGUAUUGGCAUUAAAUGUUGAGUUUUUACGCGUUUUCUUAACAUAGCUUUGUCUCAUGGGUCAAGGAUAAUAUAAGGGGUUUUAGUCGUAUAGGAGCAUAAAGCUUUGUGUUUUAUAGUUGUAUGACAUUUUAAAGCUUGCUGUGAUGGUUUUAAAUGUAAUUUAACACGAUUUAAGGUUUUAGUUUUUGAGUUAUGAGCCGUUAUAUGCAAUUUUAUUUCCUUUUUAAGGGGCUUAGAAGUAUUUUUACAGUAGCUUGAAUUUUGUUUUGGCAUGAACUAUAGAGUUAUAAUAAAUUAUAUUAACGUAGGCCAGUUUAUGAGAUUCAUGGAUAAUAUGCUUAGAUUUAAAGAUCUUGUUGGUUUUUCAGUUUUUUAUAUUGUUAAAAAAGCUUUAAUAAGUAAUUUACAUGUUUCUGCAAAAUGUUUCUUUAAGUUUCUAUUUAAAUUUUUUCUUAACUUUAUAUUAUUUUAGAUUGGACGGCUUGACCCUAGGUGCCGCAGCCCAAAAGAAAGCUCCAACGAUGAACGAAAUGAUGCGACGCUGA
Bursaphelenchus okinawaensis is the source of this 4348-nucleotide messenger RNA. NCBI's taxonomy places the organism in Eukaryota, Metazoa, Nematoda, Chromadorea, Rhabditida, Aphelenchoididae. The record is from the annotation of a GenBank genome assembly.